AUGUCCUCGACACCAACUCUUCUUUUUCGUCCAUGGGGCCUGGCACAGCCCGGCCUGUUGGAGCAAGGUGACCUCGCAACUGCAGCACCAGGGCUUGAGUUCUGCGGCACGGAGGAGCCGGUGGAAUCUCUGGCUGGAAGCAUUAGCCAGGUCCAAGAGCUAAUAGCGUCUGAGACUGCGCAGGGGAACAAUGUAGUUCUUGUCAAUCACUCGUUCGGAGGCUGCGUGGGCAGCAGCUCCGUGAAAGGAUUCACCCAAAAAGACCCCUCCAAGUUGAGUCCUGGUUCCGGGAAAGUGGUGGGAAUCAUCCAGCUUUGCGCCUUCACGCCUCCUUCCAAGACUACGCUAUAUGACAUCAUCAACCUCGAUACGUCCUUUCAUCAUUCCGGCCCUGAUGGAUGGGAGUUGAUCGAUCAUGGCGAACCAACCGACCUCUUCUACAAUGACCUCUCCCCUGAAGAUGCGCAGCUGUGGAAGGGUCAACUACUCAAGCAUUCGACUGCUUCCCUGAAGGACCGGGAAAGUGUCUAUGCUGGCUGGGCUGAUGUCCCAGUAUGGUACCUUUUGUGUACUCGGGAUCAGGCUAUCCCAGUUCAAAUACAAGAGAUGAUGGUCGCAGCAGCACGAGAUGCAGGGGCGGACUUCACUACUAAGUCCUUGGAUUCUUCACACAGUCCAUUUCUAAGCAAACCCAAUGAUACCAUUGAGUUUAUUCUCGAAGCUCUGGUAGAUUUCAAGGCGAAAUCGUCUAGGUCUUGA
Penicillium waksmanii is the source of this 759-nucleotide messenger RNA. Its product is annotated as alpha/beta hydrolase. The transcript has 2 exons. NCBI's taxonomy places the organism in Eukaryota, Fungi, Ascomycota, Eurotiomycetes, Eurotiales, Aspergillaceae. Bases 1 to 759 code for a protein of 252 amino acids. The record is from RefSeq and is a predicted model, not a curated record.